This is a messenger RNA of Closterium sp. NIES-65, 5511 nucleotides long. NCBI's taxonomy places the organism in Eukaryota, Viridiplantae, Streptophyta, Zygnematophyceae, Desmidiales, Closteriaceae. The record is from the annotation of a GenBank genome assembly.
AUGGCUACCCCUAGUGUCCUAGCUUUCGACGCAGAGGGUCGCGCCAUUGAUUUUGAGGUCUGGUUAGACGACCUGCAGCUGUUCUUACAGUGCGACACGGCUGACGACCUUUCUCUCUUUGACCUCACCUCUGGCGCCUCUCCUGCUCCUGCUGCUGAUGCUGAUCCCUCUGUCCGCUCUCAGUGGGCCACCCGCGAUGCUGCUGCACGUCUUGCUGUGCGUCGCCACCUCCCUACCUCUGAGCGUGCGCACUUUAGCCAGUACAAGAGUGCUCAGACCUUGUACGACGCUGUAGUUGCGCGCUACUCCUCCCCUGCCAUUGCUGCACUGAGCCGUCUCAUGCUUCCCUACCUCUUUCCUGACCUCUCUGCCUUUCCCACUGUUGCUGACCUCAUUACGCACCUCCGCACUAGUGACACUCGCUACCGCGCUGCCCUUCCUGCUGAGUUCUGCGCUAAGAACCCCCCCCCCAUGUACAUCGCUCUCUACUACGUAGUUGCGCGCCUCCCUGACUCCCUUCGCGUCGUCAGGGACCACUUUCUCGCUGUCUGUCCCACCACCCUCACCGUCGACCUCCCCGAGAAGGCCCUCCUCGCAGCGGAGAAGAGCAUAGUCGCUGUCGGCGCGGCGUCUACCCCUAGUGGGAGACGUCGCUCUAGCAAGGGCAAGGGGGGCAAGGGCGCGGGUGGAGCUGGAGGGGGCAGUGGCGGUGGCGGCGGUGGCGGCGGAGGGAGUGGGGGUGGUGGCGGGACUAGUGGCGGGGGUGGUGGUGGUGGUGGUGGCAGCAGCGGCGGAGACGGUGGUGGUGGUGCCAGCGGUGGUGGUGGUGGCAGCGGCGGAGGUGGAGGCGGCGGAGGUGGAGGCGGUGGAGGCGGCAGCGGAGGAGGCGGUGGUGGUGGAGGAGGUGGAGCUGGUCGGGGUGGUACCCAGCAGCGUGGCGGCGGUGGUGGUGGCCAGCGCUCGCAGCGGCAGCAGCAGCAGCGCUCGCGGGACAUCCCUCCGCCUCAGCAGCUUCGUGAGUGGUACGCUGGGCGUCAGAGGGGUGGGGGUACUGGUCCCUGCACCUACGUUCUUCGUUCCGGCGACCGCGCGGGUGAGCAGUGUGGGGGUGCCCACGCCACCCAGCGCUGCUUUGGCCGCCUGACGGACGCUUGGCGUCGGCAGUUCCCUGGGGCUAGUGAGAUCCCUCGCUGGGAUGAGCUUCUUAGGGCUGGUGUAGCGAUCUUUGAUCUUGAUUUUGAUGCUAUCCUUGCUGCUAUGUAUGCUGUGGAUUAUAGUGAGGAGAAUGAGGGUUACCGGUGUUUCCAGCCCGACCCGGGCAUUGGUGCUGCUGCGCUAGGUGCUUGUGAGGCUGCUGCUCUAGGUGCCAGUGCGUCUGUGCUCUCAGGUACUGGUGAGACUGCGCUCUCAGCGGACCUGCAGGAUGUGGGGGUUCACCAGUUGACUCCUGCGAGUCAGCGGGUGACCCACUGCACGGAGGCACGCACGGGCCGCCACCUGGCCACGUUCUCGCGUCGGCCUGGGUCGAGUCUCUACACCCUGACAGUUGAGUCUCCUCCUGUCCCUGCGUCUGGUCAGGUGGCUGCGUCAGGUCAGGUGCUUGCUGCUGCGUCCCGGUCAGGUCCUGAGUCUGCCCCCUGUUCUUGUCGCCUCCUGUCUCACGAGACUCUCCUCUGGCACCACCGUCUUGGCCACCCCUCCUUGCCCCGUCUUCGGAGCAUGGCUUCCCGUGUCCCUGUCUCUGGUCUUCCCCAGUCUCUCCCUCCUCUCCCCUCCGGGCCAGGACCUUCCUGUGUCCCCUGUGUCGAGGGUCGCCUCCGGGCUACUCCUCACUCCUCCCACUUCCCCCCGACAGAGGCUCCCCUGCAGACGCUUCACAUGGAUGUGUGGGGCCCAGCUCCCGUCCGUGGGCAGGGUUACGAGCGCUACUUCCUGUUGGUGGUUGACGACUACUCGCGUUACACCACAGUCCUCCCCUUGCGCAGCAAGGGUGCGGUCACUGAGGUGCUGAUCGACUGGAUCCGCGAGGCUCGUCUCCAGCUCAGGAAGAGCUUCGGCUCGGACUUUCCUGUUCUGCGUCUGCACUCGGACAGAGGCGGAGAGUUCUCUACUCGCCUUCUGCGGGACUACUGUCGUGCACGGGGGAUUCGCCAGACCUUCACGCUUCCGGACUCACCACAGCAAAAUGGGAUUGCUGAGCGCCGCAUUGGCAUGGUCAUGGAUGUCGCUCGUACGUCCAUGAUGCAUGCGGCUGCCCCCCAUUUUCUGUGGCCGUUUGCGGUGAGGUACGCGGCGCAUCAGCUCAACCUUCACCCCCGGGUCUCUCGGCCUGCGAUGUCCCCAGCCUUGCUGUGGACGGGGAAGGUUGGCGAUGCGUCUGUGUUCCGUGUCUGGGGAUCUCGGGCGUUUGUCCGCGACUUGUCUGCGGACAAGCUGUCCCCUCGUGCUGCUCCCUGUGUCUUCCUUGGCUUCCCCACUGACGCCCCAGGAUGGCAGUUUUACCACCCCUCCUCUCGUCGUGUUCUGUCCUCCCAGGACGUCACGUUCGACGAGUCGGUCCCCUUCUACCGUCUCUUCCCCUACCGCACUCCUUCCCUCCCCCCUCCCCCGGACUUCCUUGUGCCGGUUCCCCCCCCGGUAGACCCCCUCCCCCCUCACGUUCCUGCCCCCUCAGGUGUGUCCCAGGUAGACGCCGUUGACCCGGUCGAGGUUACUGGUGACUCUGGUGCUGCUGCGGGUGCUGAGCCUGGGGGUGCUGACUCUGGGGGUGCUGUGCGCGGGGGUGCUGAGCCUGGGGGUACUACUGCUGGGGGUGCUGGGCCUGAGGGUGCUACUGCGGAGAUUGCGGAGCCUGGGGGUGCUGAGCCUGGGGGUGCUGUGCCUGGAGGUGCUGGGUCUGGGGGUGCUGAGUCGGGAGCUGCUGAGCCUGGGGGUGCUGAGCUGAGAGCUGCUGAGCCUGGGGGUGCUGCGUCUGGAGCUGCUAAGCCUGGGGGUGCUGCGUCUGGAGCUGCUGAGCCUGGGGUUUCUCCUGCUGCUGCGUCUCGCCGGGAGCCCCUCUCUCCACAGGAGCUGCGCGAGUGGUUCGCUCGCCGCUGGAGGCGUGCUGCUGAGCCUGGAGGUGCUGCUGGAGCUGGAGCUGGAGCUUCUUCGUCCGUCGAGGGUGCGGGUGCUGCUGGUCCCGGAGCUGCUGGACCUGCGGGUCCUCCUGGAGCUGGAGCUGCUGAGGGCGUUGGUGCUGAGCCUCCUGCUGUUGGUCCUGCCACUGGAGGUGUGGGUGGCGCUGGUACUGUCGCUGAGGGUGCUGGUGCUGUCCCUGCUGAGUCUGGAGCUGCCGCGCGGCCUCGGCCGUACUUCGUUCCGCUCCUGCAGCAGGUUCUUGGUCUUUCUCAUCUAGUAGAGGGUCCACCGCCUGUCCAGUCACAGUCCCAGCUGGAGCCUUCCUCUCCACUGCCUGCUCCCUCUCCUUACACUGGUCCUACUGGAGGUCUUGCUGAGCGUCGUGAGCCUGCGUCUCGUCCCGCGUCGCCUGUUCGUGCUGCUCGCGCUAGUGGUCGCAGUUCGCGUCAGCGUCCUCCUCCUGUCCCUGGCACGCACCGGAUGUCUUUGCGUCCGUCCACUGCUCCUCUGCGUGCCCCUUUGCCUUCUCCUCCUGAGUCCUCUCUUCCUGCGCUUGCCGACCCUGAGUCGGACUCUCUUCGUGCUGCCAGUCCUUCUGUCACGCGUCUGCUUGCUACUGUCGUCACUGACCCCUCUUUUGAGUCCACUGCUGCGUCUGCUCUUGUCGCUGAGCUCGUCGACUUUGCUGCUCGCUGUCGUCUCGACUACGCUGCUAGUCUUUUUGCUGAGUCUGCGUCUGUCUGUCCUCCGUCCGUCGGGGGUGAGUGUGCUCUUGGCACGGACGUCCUAGAGGACAGGCAGGAGGAGUUACAGUGUCUAGCGGCUGCUUCACCUCAUCUCCCAUCUGUACUGCUUGCCCCUGAGGGAGACCCGGAUGCACUAGACAUCCCGACUCCGCGUUCUUACGCGGAGGCCGUAGAGGGUCCCUACUCCUCUCAGUGGCAGGCAGCUAUGGAUGCAGAGAUGGCUUCCUGGAAGUCCACAGGCACCUACAUUGACGCUGUUCCCCCUCCUGGGGCGAACAUCGUCAGUGGCAUGUGGAUCUUCAGGGUGAAGCGGCCGCCGGGCUCUCCACCUGUCUUCAAGGCACGGUACGUUGCUCGUGGCUUCAGUCAGCGGCAGGGAGUUGACUACUUUCAGACCUUCUCUCCCACCCCGAAGAUGACUACUCUUCGGGUGCUGCUGCACAUAGCCGCUCAGCGCGACUACGAGCUUCACUCUCUCGACUUCAGCACUGCGUUCUUGCAGGUGGAGCCUCGACGACCAGUCUACGGUCUCCGCCAGGCACCGCGUGAGUGGCACGACACAGUGAGGACUACGCUUGCGGCUCUUGGGUUUGCUCCUUCUACUGCUGACCCGUCGCUGUUUCUUCGCACCGACACUUCCCUGCCGCCGUUUUACAUCCUCGUGUACGUCGACGACUUGGUCUUUGCCACAGCGGACACUGCUGGACUCGCCUACGUGAAGUCCGAGCUGCUGAAGAGACACACGUGCACAGACCUGGGUGAACUGCGCAGCUACCUUGGCUUGCAGAUCACUCGGGACAGAGCACGCCGCACCAUUACCUUGACUCAGUCACACAUGGUGCAGCAGGUCCUUCAGCGCUUCGGCUUCACGUACUCCUCGCCUCAGGCCACUCCUCUGCCUACUCGCCACUCACUCUCAGCUCUGCCUUCGGAUGAGUCCGUAGAGUCGAGUGGUCCGUAUGCAGAGCUUGUUGGCUGCCUCAUGUACCUGAUGACCUGCACACGACCUGACCUUGCAUACCCUCUGAGUAUUCUUGCACGCUAUGUUGCUCCUGGGAGACACAGACCGGAGCACAUGGCUGCAGCGAAGAGGGUAUUGCGCUACCUGUGCAGUACGUCGGGCAUGGGGCUAGUGCUUGGAGGGCGGAGUCCAGUGGUCCUUACCGGCCAUGCGGACGCUUCUUGGGCUGACGACCAGGCUACGCAGCGGUCGUCACAGGGUUACACCUUCAGCCUUGGUUCCGGCUCUGUCUCGUGGCGGUCUACUCGCUCGUCUUCGGUUCUCGGCUCCAGUUGUGAGGCUGAGAUCUACGCCGGGGCCAUGGCUGCACAGGAGCUUCGCUGGCUCACCUACCUGCUGACUGACCUUGGAGAGCCGCCUCGUUCUCCUCCAGUGCUGUACGUAGACAACAAGGCCAUGCUGGCCUUGUGUCGAGAGCAGCGCUUGGAGCACAGAACGAAGCACAUUGCUCUCCGCUACUUCCUUGCUCGUGAGCUGCAGCAGCGUGGUCAGUUGCGACUUGCGUACGUGGCCUUUGAGGCCAACACAGCUGAUGUGUUCACCAAGGCACUCGCGCCUUGUGACCAUCAGCGCUUUUGCACCCAGCUGGGUCUUGUACCUGUCUUGCCUCACUUGCUCUCCUCUUGA